This is a messenger RNA of Effrenium voratum, 417 nucleotides long. The record is from the annotation of a GenBank genome assembly. Lineage: Eukaryota; Dinophyceae; Suessiales; Symbiodiniaceae.
AUGGCAGGUACAAGAAGCAAACACAGCAUUAACUGGUGGCACGGUGUGUUUGUCUGCUUCAACGCGAGACCAGUGUGUCGAACGCCAGCUGCCAAGCGUUGGGUGCAGCUUGCAGCCAACUCAGCAACGCCGCUGUUUGGCAGGUUGCCAGGUCCCUUUCUUGUUGCACUUUACAAGUCCUUGGAGGAGACGGCCCAGCCGACUCGGAUGGCUCUUUACGUUGCAGCAAUUGAGCCCGGCACGUUUGCAGAUGGCCCAACGGCUGUGGCAAAGGUUGAGAUGGCAGGUUGCCUUUGCGCAGCAUCUCAGUUGCCCAAAGCCAACCUUUUGGCCUUUUGGUUUCCCCAGUUGGCGUUUUGGUCCAUUUUAGUAAAGAUGUCAAAGGUGAACCUUUUAUUUGGGCAACUGAGGCAUUGA